UCAGCUUGGUGGUAAAAAAAUCAUCUGAGUUUAGAAUGGAGUAUGGUUUGAGUUGGGUGGUGGGGGUGGUGGUGUUUGUGGGCAUUUGUGGGGGUGGAGUGGUGGUGGCUGGUCUGAAGUGGUUGCUUAGGAGUGUGAAUUGGUGGCUGUAUGAAGCCAAGCUGGGUGAGAAGAGGUACUCUCUGCCACCAGGUGAUAUGGGUUGGCCUUUCAUUGGCGUCAUGUGGUCUUUCCUCAGAGCCUUCAAGUCUAAUGACCCUGAUUCUUUCAUCUCCUCCUUUGUUACCAGAUUUGGACGUACCGGCUUAUACAAGGCUGUCAUGUUUGGCAAUCCGAGCAUCAUUGUCACAACUCCUGAAACUUGCAAGAGAGUCUUAACAGACGAUGAAUAUUUCAAGCCCGGUUGGCCUACCUCCACUAUAGAACUCGUUGGAAAGAAGUCGUUUAUCGGCGACAUUACAUUUGAGGAGCACAAGCGCCUUCGCAAGUUAACAGCAGCACCGGUCAAUGGCCAUGAGUCUCUGUCCAUUUACAUGAGAUAUAUUGAAGAGAAUGUGAAAUCAAACUUGGAAGAAUGGAGUGGUAUGGGACAAAUUGAGUUCUUAACCAAGCUUAGAAAGCUCACUUUUAGGAUAAUUACUUACAUUUUCUUGAGCGCGGAGAGUGAGCUUGUGAUUGAGGACAUGGAGAGGGAAUAUACAGCAUUUAAUUAUGGUGUUAGAGCCAUGGCAAUCAACCUCCCAGGAUUUGCUUAUCAUAAAGCACUCAAGGCAAGGAAAAAGCUUGUGGCUAUCUUGCAAUCUGUAGUGCAAAAGCGCAGGCAGCGAAGAAAGAACGAUCCACAAACAUCGAAGAAAGACAUGAUGGAUGCACUGUUGGAUGUUAAAGAUGAGAAUGGAAAGAGCUUAGACGAUGAAGAAAUCAUUGACAUCCUAAUCAUGUAUCUAAAUGCUGGUCAUGAAUCUUCUGGGCACGUCACAAUGUGGGCUACCCUACUGUUGCAGGAUCACCAAGAAAUGUUCCAAAGAGCUAAGGCUGAGCAAGAAGCAAUAGUAAAAAACAUGCCAUCUACACAGAAAUGGUUGACACUCAAUGAAUAUCGACAAAUGGAGUAUCUCUCCAAGGUGAUUGAUGAAACACUUCGCGUGGUAUCAUUCUCACUUAUGGUCUUUCGAGAAGCAAAAGCAGAUGUCAAUAUAUGUGGUUAUACUAUUCCCAAGGGAUGGAAAGUUUUGGUUUGGUUUAGGGGUGUGCACUUCGACCCUAAAAUAUACCCUGACCCGAUGGUAUUUAAUCCUUCCCGAUGGGAUGGACUUACUCCCAAAGCAGGAACUUUUCUUCCUUUUGGAGCAGGAAGCCGGUUGUGCCCUGGAAAUGAUCUUGCGAAGCUUGAAAUUGCUAUUUUUCUACACCAUUUUCUUCUUAAUUAUGAGUUUGAACGACUCAAUCCUGGGUGUCCUAUUAUGCACUUACCACAUCCAAGGCCGGUAGAUAACUGCUUGGGAAGAAUAAGGAGAGUCUCUCAUCUCUGAGUGUCUAGCUGAGAGAAACAUAUUGGCUUGCUUUUUCUUAAUAAUAAAUGUUUAGUUUUAAAUUUAUCUUUUCAAUUUGCAAAGUUCCAGUGACAAUAUAUAAAACUCUGGUAAAAUUAUCGUGGCAUAAUAUAUUGGUUGUG
This is a messenger RNA of Camellia sinensis, 1675 nucleotides long. The record is from RefSeq and is a predicted model, not a curated record. NCBI's taxonomy places the organism in Eukaryota, Viridiplantae, Streptophyta, Magnoliopsida, Ericales, Theaceae.